UGUCCGGAGACGACGACGUGCCGCUAAUUUUAACGUGGGACGAUGGAAACAGCGGGUUACUGGGCGAAGACGACCCGGACCAGGCGGACGGGAGAAUGAAGAUUUCUCGGCAGUGCGGAAUGCAGUGACAACCUACACCUUGGUGGAAGUGCAGUUCCCUUGGCCUGCUGGUGAAACUGAGCUCAGCAAAACUGAGCGCAAAGUUGGAUUACGUUUAUCUGUACUCUGGUUGAUUAAAUUCAGCUGUCAAACCAAAUGUUAUAUCCAAUGCAGCUUAUGUGGGCCUCUUAACAAAGGCUGGAUCUGUUUUGGGUUUUUCAAAGGAAUCUAGUGGUUGAUUUGGAACAUCUGUGCAAUUUGUAAUUACUCAGGUGUUUUCAUCUAUAUCUAACAGACACAGAAAUCAAGCACAUAGCCUUGUAGUGUCUGUAGACAAACCCAUGGAGUAGAAGGGGUUGUACUGAAGAGCUCAGGGACAUGGUGCUAUCAGAGGAUGCCACCUUUACCACGAGUCAGUUCAUAAUGGUUGCACCUUGUUAGAUUGUCCUUGGUCAGCUCUAAUUGUGAUUACAGCUGAACUAUUCCAACUCCCAGUACAGGGCCACCGAAUGCUGAACUAUUCCAACUCCCAGUACAGGGCCACUUGAUGCUGAACUAUUCAAACUCCCAGUACAGGGCUAGUGAGUGCUGAAGUGCGUAGCAUGUAAACCACACCCAUCCUGUCUCAUUCACCACGAAGCUCCAAACAGCCUCUGGUAGGAACAUCAGCACAAGAACUGGGUGUCUGGAACUUUGUGAAAUGGGUUUCCAUGUCUACGCAGCUGUACACAAGUCUGAGGUCACUGCACGGUGGGCACUGGAGAGGUGUAAGUACACAGCUGCAGGACUGGAGCACUGGGAAUGUGUUCUCUGGAGUGAUGAAUCACGUCUACUGGAAGGCACAGUGGACACAGUUGUUUGGUGGAGAAGUUCUAGUGAAGGUUGAUGUUACUGCAACAGCACACAGAGCUGUGUUACACAAUUAUAAACCCCCAGCUUAGUGGCAGUAUGAUGGCCACCAUCACUUAUGAAGGUUAAAUGGGCGCUCUGGCUCUUUGGUCCAGUGGACAGAACUCAUGUUUACCUGGGUGGAGUCCCUGUUCCAGCAUGAGCGUGUCCCUGUGCGCAAAGCAAGGUCCAUAAUGAACCUGAACGCUCACCUGAACCCCAGUUAACAUCUGUCAGCAGCUAGCUAGGCCUGUCUGUCCAACAUAGAACUCUUAAGACUGAAUGAGCACAAAUGCACAGACAGACACAGAAAUACAAAUAUACCCACGCAGACGUGUCAGGUUUUUCAGUUAAAUGUCUUUGGUGGAGUUCAGUCCAUGGGACGAUUUACUACUCAGUAAUGACAGCUAAAAUGGCUGUGUGAUCAUGAAUUAUGCAUGAAUUAGGCUUAUGACUGCUAUUCCCUGAAUAUGGGCAAAGGGUGUGUCUCAAAUGUCUGUUAUUUUCUUAUAUCCAGUCAAAUAAUGGAAGACAGGAUGAUCUAAGCGAAUAGCGUUAAGGUCUCAGAUAAGCUCACCAUAGACAAAGACGUCCCGCCUGCGCUUGUGGAGGAGAACACGAAUUCAGAGUUGUCAGUAGGUCCAGAACCAGUGAUCUUACCUGGCUAAUCUGCAUUUAUGAUACAUUCAUUUAUUUAUUAUUACAUUACAAGCCCGUACACGUGCAUAUUUGUUUUUUUUUUAAAUGGAUGCAGCUAUACAUUUGAAUUUCAUCCAAGUUGCCACCAGCCGCCUUUCCAUACUAUUGGUUUCUGUUCUGCCGUACUCUUCUGCCCCCUUGUGGUGUAGCGUGGUACAGCACCUCACUGACAGGUCCAAGUAAACCAGUUUUGCCGCGGUCACUUAGAGUCGUGGGGAUUGUGAAGUGCCGCAAACGUCUCACUAGUCUCUGGGAGUUGAGGAAGGCAUUAUGGGUAAUAAAAAUUAUAAUAAUAACAAGUUGUUCUAAGACCCCUAACCCUCAGUUGCUCAAGUUGUCAAGCUCUUGCCUUGGAUAAAAGUGUCAGCUGAAUGCCAUAAGUGUAAAUAUGACAUGUAUACCAGUUCAUACAGACAGGGAUGGCAUUAAUUUGUUAAAGUAGAAAAUCAUGUUUCUGAAAGAGUGCCAGUGUCUCACUGGGCCACUCUUAUUUAACUUUGGGCUAGCUUACCACAGCUGUACAGAUGACACUCAGGUUUCCUUAGACCUCUCCCCAGACAACUACAGUUCCCUUGACUCUCUUUGGAAGUGCUUUCAGCACAUCACUAUAGUUAUUAUAUUUGGGAACAGCAGUGUGAGGCACAGACUAGCUGCCUGUUUGGACUUGGGAGCCCUCUGAUCUAAAGAGCUAGCUCCAAUCUUUGGCAUAGUAAUAGACUUUGCUCUCAGCAGUCACAUCGUCAAGUAUCAAAAUUUGAUCACCUUAAGAACUUCAACUAGAUCUGAGGUUUCCUGAAAAGCCGCUCUAGAGAAACUCGUCUGCUUUUAUCUCCAGCAGAGUUCAUCACUGGACUGGCUUUAUAACUUUUCAUUUCCAGCACUGCACUACAUUUAUUUUAAUUCCUAGUUUAUUCUGUCUUUGAAUCUUUUAUUUUGACAUUUACAUGUUUAAUUUGAACUUUAAGCACUUUAAAUGUUAACAUUUCUUUUACUUCCUAGUUGAUUCCUAUUCAAACUGUUCAGUUGAAAUGAAUUGCUUUUGAUGGAAUCUUUUACAUUUAAAUCAGUAGUUUUGUUUAUCUACGUAACAGCUUUUAUUUGAACCACUUUGGAAUUGUUUCUGCGUGAACAGUGCUAUGUAAAUGAACUUGCCUUGCUGUGUCAUUUGUAUAGUCAAUCAGAGAGGCCCUGACCAGACACGUGUGUUUACAUAACACCUACUUUACACCUACACUCGCCUGCCACUUUAUUACAAACACCUACUAAACCAAACUAAACUAGCUCAACUAAACUAAUGUGGCUGGUUUGAUGAGAAGCGGGUUUGGCUGGAUCACGGUGGUGUGAACAGGCAUGGACUCCACUGUGUAUGGCGUUGUCUUUAGUUUUUAUUCUAAAAUCCCUGGGCUGUUUUAAUCUUCCUUUUUUUUGUGGUUUGACAGGACUUGAGUUUGAUUUUGGAUUUGAGUUUCUCUUCCUUAAGAAACCCUCUGUUCCCCGCUGAAAAAGUUUUGUCAUGGAUGUGGUUCUGCUUUCACUGCUGACUGAGAGGUGUCUCUUUCCACUUCGAUGAAGCAACAGAAAUGAAAUGGAGUUGGGAACUAUGACAAUAUAAACAAUGUAAGCAUCCCGGGACCCUCGGACUCAAGAGCCCAGAGUUCAUUGCGGCAUAGCUGGGAAAUGAACUACCAGGAAGCUGCUAUAUAUUUACAGGAAGGGGAGAAUAAUGAUAAAUUUUACACUCACCCUCGGAGUGCUCUGGCGCUGAGUGCGUACCUGUUUGUCCAUAAUCACCUGUUCUACCUGAUGGAGCUGCUGACUGGAGUUCUGCUGAUGAUACUGUCACUGGCCGAGGCUCCUGCCGUGCCCUCUCUGCGACUGGACGUCUACGUCCACGCCACUCUGGAGCUCUUCGCAUUGGUGAUGGUGGCAUUUGAACUGUGUAUGAAGCUACGAUGGCUUGGCUUUCACACCUUUAUACGGCACAAGAGAACCAUGGUUAAGACGUGUGUGUUGUUUAUCCAGUUCACUGAGGCCAUCGUGGUCCUGGUGCGUCAGACGUCUCACCUGCGUGUGACGCGUGCACUGAGACCCAUUUUCCUGGUGGACUGCAGAUACUGUGGAGCUGUGCGCAGGAACUUGCGUCAGAUCUUUCAGUCUCUCCCUUCGUUCAUAGACAUCCUCCUUCUUCUCCUCUUCUUCAUGAUCAUCUUCGCUAUUCUCGGCUUCUGCCUGUUCUCAACCAAUCCGGCUGACCCUUAUUUUAACACGUUGGAAAACAGCAUCGUGAGUUUGUUUGUCUUGCUGACCACUGCAAAUUUCCCUGACGUGAUGAUGCCAGCGUAUGCAAGGAACCGAUGCUCCUGUGUUUUCUUCAUCGUUUAUCUUUCCAUCGAGCUCUACUUCAUCAUGAACCUCCUGCUAGCUGUGGUCUUUGACACCUUUAACGGAGUGGAGAAGGUGAAGUUCAAAUCUCUGCUUCUGCACAAACGCUCAGCCAUGCGACACGCCUUCCAGCUGUUGGUCAGUAGACAGAGGCCUGAUGGAGUUUCUCUGAAGCAGUUUGAUGGGCUUCUGCGAUUCUACCGACCACGAAUGAGCGCUCGUGAUCGGUUCCUCACCUUUAAAGCUCUCAACCAAUCAGGAACCACCAUGCUCAGCCUCGAGGACUUUUACAAGAUCUAUGAGGUGAUGGGUCUGAAAUGGAGGGCGCGAAGGAGUGGCGAGUACUGGUUUGAUGAUCUACCUCAUACUGCCUUCCUCAUUUUCAAAGGGAUCAACCUGGUGGUAAAAUCCAAGGCCUUUCAGUAUGUCAUGUAUAUUGUUGUCGCUGUCAAUGGAGUCUGGAUUCUGGUGGAGACCAACAUGUUAAAUAGUGGUUUCUCCUGGUCUCGUUUUGUUCCAUGGAGUUACAUUGUCUUCCUCACAAUUUAUGGUGUAGAGGUCCUGUUAAAGAUCACUGGUCUUGGACCAGUAGCGUACUUCAGCUCUGGAUGGAACCUGUUUGACUUCUCUGUGACCGUCUUUGCCUUUCUGGGAUUGAUUGCUCUGGCCUUCGACAUGGAGCCUUUCUACUUCAUUGUGGUUCUUAGACCACUGCAGCUCCUUCGCCUGUUUAAAAUCAAACAGCGUUACCGAAAUGUGCUGGACACCAUGUUUGAGCUCUUCCCACGCAUGGCCAGUCUGGGGUUAACGCUCAUCAUUUUUUACUACUCUUUUGCCAUUGUUGGAAUGGAGUUUUUCGCUGAUGUCAUUUAUCCUAACUGCUGCAACACCAGCACUGUUGCAGAUUCUUAUCGGCAGGUAAACGUAACCAUCGGCAACCGAACAGUCCUGGAGGAAGGAUACUACUAUCUCAAUAACUUCAACAACAUUCUCAACAGCUUUGUGACCUUGUUUGAGCUGACUGUGGUGAAUAACUGGUAUAUUACUAUGGAGGGCGUGACCUCACAGACCUCUCACUGGAGCCGCCUGUAUUUCAUGACUUUCUACAUCGUCACCAUGGUUGUCAUGACGAUAAUUGUAGCCUUCAUCCUUGACGCCUUUGUCUUCCGUAUGAACUACAGUCGGAAGAACAGAGAAUCCCUGGAUGACCCAGAAGAUGAGAAGGGCAUUGUGAUGGAAGCAGAAGUCCUACAGGAUGAGGCUCUGCAGACGUUGGACCUGUAUAGACACACACUUGCUGGGACUAACCUGAGCUCUCUACAGGAAAUGUGCGUCACCAUGGAGAGGAAUAGGCAUUCUAGUUUAGUAUUCUUGGGUCGGAGGUCACGAACUAAAAGUGAUUUGAGUAUGAAGAUGUAUCAGGAAGAGAUACAGGAAUGGUAUAAAGAAUAUUCCAGAACAAAUCUACCUCUACCUGAGGGGCUUCACAGAGACCUUGACGCACCUGUCCCACACAGAGACACACCUGUCCCACACACCUGUCCCUCACAGACUAUUAACUAACACACAGACAAACAAACAAAA
This is a messenger RNA of Electrophorus electricus (electric eel), 5652 nucleotides long. The record is from RefSeq and is a predicted model, not a curated record. Lineage: Eukaryota; Metazoa; Chordata; Actinopteri; Gymnotiformes; Gymnotidae.